Morone saxatilis (striped sea-bass) is the source of this 1830-nucleotide messenger RNA. RefSeq lists its product as uncharacterized. Bases 64 to 864 code for a protein of 266 amino acids. The transcript has 4 exons. Lineage: Eukaryota; Metazoa; Chordata; Actinopteri; Moronidae. The record is from RefSeq and is a predicted model, not a curated record.
AGGAGGCAAUAGAGGUAAGAGGUUGGCCGUUAUAUAGCGAUCCAGCUAACUUCACAGCUCAUUAUGCCUGGGAAAUGUAAAUUCCAAAACUCCUGGCUCUCAAAGGGAAUUUACAAGGACUGGCUGGCUAAGGACGUCCAGGACAUUCACUUCGCCCGAUGUAGGGCCUGUGGUAAAUCAAUCAAACUUAGGACCAUGGGCGAGGCUGCUCUCACCAGCCACGCAGGGGGAGCUGGCCACAAAGCGGCGGUCCGCAAGCUACUGGAAGCAGGAAAUUUGAUGAUGAUAAAUUCCGCCGGGCUGAUGAAUGGAAGUGUGAAUCAGUCUCCGUCUCAGAUUGAGGAAACCAAGGAGCAAGUGGCCAUCUGCCUCCAGCGUGAAGCCCUGGACAGAAUAACAGGCAGCGACUGGUCAGAUCUGCACCACAGCCCCACUACAAACUCCACCUCCCACAAUGCAGAGCUGCAGGAUGUGACAUUUCCUGCUGCCUUCUUCACCGCACCAGGCACCUCCAGGCUCAUCAGCCAGCGUCUCCACCCGCCGGGCAGCCCGGCGGAGGAAGCGACCAGGCUCUCGAACCAGCAGGACUCCGCCGACCUGUCGAGACUGGAGCACCAGCAGAGGACAGAAGCUCUGGAGCAACAGCAGCAGAUGAAGAUCCUGGAGUGGGAGAACAGGAUGAAGGUACUGGCGUGGGAGCAGGAGCUGGUGAGGGAGAAGAGGAGAGCAGCCCGGCAGAAGGAGAAGGCCUUCAGGAUGAAGAAGACUUACUACAAAGCCAAGUUAAAGAAGAUGGGCGAGGACGUGCCGCCAUCUUCCCCCAGCAGCAGUGAAGAGGAGAAAACGUCUGAUCCGACAGGAUGAACUGUUUUAAUAGUUUUAUUCUUAUCAGUGCUUAUUUCAUUCUUGCCUUUACUUGUCUAUAUGCUAUGGAACUGUUACUAUUUUUAUACAUUGAUCUGUACUUUAAUGCAGACGAAGGAUUGUCAGUUGCUUUAAAUCAACUGUCCUUCCACAAAGUAUGUUGAGUACAACACUUAAUUUAAAGGUCAACACAAGUGAAAGCGGUGGUGCUAACAGACCUAUAAAAGUACAGGGAAAUACUAUGAAACAUAAAUAUUUUGCACAGUUUGUAGAAACUGAACUGUGUAAAAAGGUUGAGAUCAAAAUCACAAUUAUUCUGUUUUGUCUUAUCUGUCAAUUAAUCACAAUGUGGCUUCAGUAUUCAAAAUGAAAUGAUCUUCAUUGGUGUUUAAGGCAGUGCUGUAGUCAAGACCACCUUUGUCGAGUCCAAGAGCAGGGCUAGUCGAGGUUUGAGUCCAAGUCAAGACAGAAAAGAAAGAAUGCUUUUGCCAUUGCCAAUAAGAUGAGUUUUGGCAGCCAGGCAUGUGAUUGCAAUGGACAUUGAUUGGCAACCAUGGUUACCAGGCAGCCAAUGUUAAAGCCUGUUUUAAAUGGAUUUUGAAUUAAACCGAUUUUCUCAGAUCAAGUGCGCUUCAUCAAUGGUUUUGUUUUGAAGGAGGAAAAAAAAAAACAGUGAGACAAGUCAGAGGGCAAAUACCAACGAGCACCAGACAAGUCCGAGACAAUAGAAAAAAUGUCUCGAGUCCAAAGUACCGCAGCAUACAGCGAAAUAAGAACAUUAUUUUAAAGAAAGUACUAAGAUUAUAUCUGAUCACUACAGAUGUAGAAAUGAAAUGACAUUCCUAAAUGGACAAUCUUUUAACAUGAUUGUACGUGCAAAGCUUCUUUUGUGCUGCAUGUUAACACGAGUAUGUAUGCUUAAACACUUUUCAUUUGCUUUGUAAAUAAAUGUACAUUUGCUACAAA